UCGCCACCGCCGCUCCGAUCCCGCGACGCCGAACUCUCCGCCGUCCAAAAAGGGGACCCGAAAUUUAAAUCAAACGAUCUCGACCGUCCGAUCCGUGCAGGCGUAACGUUCCUCUCUCUACAUAGUAUCUCUCCGACUCCGUCAGACUCCCUCGUACCGCGCGAUGGGGUUCAUCUUCUUCUUCUCCUCCACUUCGAUUAGGGUUAGGGUGAGGGUUUUAACUCUCUCUCUCUAAUUUACAACCACGAAGAUGAUUCCAUGGUGAUGCGAUUUUUAGGGAGCCGGGUUGAGGGGUCAAUGGGCUGCUUUCAAUCGACGGCUCGAAAACAAUUCCCCGGAUAUGAGGAUCCGGUGCUUCUUGCCUCCCAAACGUCUUUCAGCGUCAGUGAAGUUGAGGCACUGUUUGAGCUGUAUAAGAGCAUUAGCAGUUCUGUAAUUGAUGAUGGGUUGAUAAACAAGGAAGAGUUCCAGCUUGCAUUAUUUAAGAACAACAGAAGAAAAGAAAAUCUUUUUGCAAAUCGGAUCUUCGACCUGUUUGAUGUCAAGCAAAAGGGAGUCCUUGAUUUUGGUGACUUUGCUCGAGCUCUAAAUGUCUUUCAUCCAAAUGCUCCUCAGGAAGAUAAGAUUGACUUUUCAUUCAGGCUAUAUGAUUUGGAUGGUACAGGCUUUAUUGAGCGGAAAGAGGUUAAACAGAUGCUAAUUGCACUUUUAAGUGAAUCAGAGAUGAGAUUGUCCGAUGAGACCAUAGAAACAAUUCUAGACAAGACAUUUUUGGAGGCUGAUGUGAAUCAGGAUGGGAAAAUAGACAAAGCAGAGUGGGAGAAUUUUGUUUCUCGAAAUCCGUCUCUAAUGAAGAUAAUGACUCUUCCAUAUCUCAAGGACAUAACAACUACGUUUCCGAGUUUUGUAUUUAAUUCUGAGGUCGAUGAGAUUGCCACGUGACGCAUCUGCCAUUAUCUGCAACAGUAUUACGAAGAACACAUGAGCAGGUGUCAAGUCUGAGCCUGGUACCGAAUAUUCGGCAAGUUGAAUUACUAUUUCAGUGUGUAAUAAGAUAUCAACAAAUUAAGUGUUGUUUUAGCUAAAAGUGUCUUGUCAGAAAUUUCUCAAAACAGAGAAAAAAAUUCUGAAUUUCAGGGGCAAAAGUUUUUUUCAACCCCCCAUGUCUAACCGAGGAAAGCGUUAUUUGGGAUGAAGGACAUCCAAUCCUUGCAUAUAUUUGUUGGUUGUAUGUAUAAUAUGAGUGAAGAGAAAAUUCUAGUGAAAAUUUUUUUAUAUCACAAAUGGUUAUAAUCAUCCAAA
Ananas comosus (pineapple) is the source of this 1302-nucleotide messenger RNA. Its product is annotated as calcineurin B-like protein 1. The transcript is spliced from 10 exons. The record is from RefSeq and is a predicted model, not a curated record. Bases 259 to 942 code for a protein of 227 amino acids. Gene Ontology annotation, molecular function: kinase binding; calcium ion binding. Gene Ontology annotation, biological process: calcium-mediated signaling. NCBI's taxonomy places the organism in Eukaryota, Viridiplantae, Streptophyta, Magnoliopsida, Poales, Bromeliaceae.